AUUGGUGAAUCGGUAUCUCCGUAUGACGUUUUAUUUGAGCGUCAAGUGCGGGUAGUCAUUCUUCCCCCCAUUGGCUGACUUGCUUGGGAGGAGGAGCUAACGCGCAAACAGGGCCUGGAAACACAGAAGCUAGAAAGAAACCGGGAGACACGCCUGUGGCGUAUUUCCGGCGCGCUAAGCGAGGAAGAUGGCUGCGUCCCAGCAGCAGGCUGCUGCGGCUUCGUCCGCUGCAGGUGUGUCGGGUCCGGGUUCGUCUGGUGGCCCGGGUCCCCAGCAGCAGCCGCAACCACCAGCACAGCUAGUGGGGCCUGCCCAGAGCGGGCUUUUGCAGCAACAGCAACAGGACUUCGAUCCAGUGCAGCGUUAUAAGAUGCUCAUCCCGCAGUUGAAGGAGAGCCUGCAGACCUUGAUGAAAGUCGCAGCCCAGAACUUGAUUCAGAACACUAACAUUGACAACGGACAAAAGAGCAGUGACGGACCUAUACAGCGCUUUGACAAGUGUCUGGAGGAGUUCUACGCACUCUGUGACCAGCUGGAGCUCUGCCUGCGCCUGGCACACGAGUGCCUGUCCCAGAGUUGCGACAGCGCCAAGCACUCUCCAACGCUGGUGCCCACAGCCACCAAACCGGACGCUGUGCAGCCUGACAGCCUGCCCUACCCGCAGUACCUGGCAGUCAUCAAAGCCCAGAUUGCCUGUGCCAAGGACAUUCACACCGCUCUGCUGGACUGUGCCAACAAGGUCACGGGCAAGACACCUGCACCACCUACAGGCCCUGGGGGCACCCUGUGAGCUGGCAGGGCUGGGAGUGGGGCAGGCCGUAGGGGAAGGGGACCGGGAGGGAAUGAAGAGUGACUUCAAA
Messenger RNA from Herpailurus yagouaroundi (jaguarundi), 860 nucleotides. RefSeq names its product mediator complex subunit 29 (gene MED29). Gene Ontology annotation, molecular function: transcription factor binding; transcription coregulator activity. Bases 188 to 790 code for a protein of 200 amino acids. Lineage: Eukaryota; Metazoa; Chordata; Mammalia; Carnivora; Felidae. The transcript has 4 exons. The record is from RefSeq and is a predicted model, not a curated record. Gene Ontology annotation, cellular component: mediator complex. Gene Ontology annotation, biological process: regulation of transcription by RNA polymerase II.